AUGAUAAUCAGUAUAAUAAAAAAAGAACCUAAAUCUAUAUCCUCGAAAGUAGCUAGAUUAGUAAAAAAGUCUGGGCAAGUAAACAAGGGCUACUUAGUAUCUUGCCGCAAUUCGUUCGACGAGUAUUGGAGGAAAUUAAGCGCGGUUCAAGGCGAGCUAGAAGUGUUAGAUCAGGGGGAAAUUGCUUGUAGAGCCUCUUUGUUGCAAGAGCAUCUGGAGAUUAACACACGACUCAUAGAUCUCUUUGACCAAAUACCAGCAACAACUCCCUCGACAACAAAAACACGCGACUCAUGCGUGAACCCUGAGCCGACACCAAUCACUUUACCAGAGGUCAGCUUGCCUCAGUUCGACGGUGCCUUCGAGAACUGGACCUAUUCCUAUGACACGUUUUCAUCCACAGUGGACCGCAAUGAACAUUUGACCGAAGUGCAAAAAGUCCAACACGAGUCGACGCAUCAAGUCGAAGCUGUCCAACUCGAGAUAGAAUUAUUAGACUCGGAUGGACAAUCGCGCGAUCUCGAAAUCAGAGAGCAAUAUGAAGAUAUAUACGAGCGGCUAAGACGUAACCAACGUGUCGCACGGCAAGCCCCGUCAUCGAGACCGAGAACCAGUGAAUCCGUCGCUGCUAUCAAAUCGCCACGAAAUGUCUUCAUUCAACCAACCUCUCACGAUCCACUGGACCGGAAGGAAGUGAAUCCCGUCCAGGACAACAAGAAUCAAACUCCGCCGACGGGGAACACCACUUUACAUAUUACACCUGACAUGGACGUCAUAGCAGAGAAUCUUUCUCCGGGCCCUAACGUGAAGAACUCUCCAUCGCCAUGGCGGCGAGGAGCCACGCCUGCGAGUGACCCAGAUCGAGAUAAUCUCCACGCUAUUACUACUAUGACUAAUCAUUUAAUUCCGAAACAAGAACGAGGAUGUCCAAAUGAUAUGCAAUACUUUCACGGGUCUGAUGUUGCAGAAAUACCAUAUAAGAAAGGCGAAACCUGCUCGAGGUCUUACCAUGAAACAAGCUACGAUACGUGGGACAAGACAACUCAAUUGGGCCAAAUCAUCGGGGGGAGCUCAGUUCCCCAAUCAAACACAAAACUCUGCGACGUGUUUGAACCUGUACCAUGCAUCAUCGGAGUUUCAUUCAAUGACACCUCGUGGGCCGAGGUGUUCCACAAUACUUCAUGGGCCAAGCUGUUUCACGACGCGUCCUGGAUCUUAUUACACCACUUUGGGCAAAUUGCAAAGAAAAAUUCGAAAUUAAUUACGUACCUCGUUUUACAGUUAGCGGAAGAUUCCUUAUUGGGUCGUCAUUGUAUAGCCACACGAAAUAUCAAAGUUGGGGAAAUUGUUUUGAAAGAUGAUCAACCUCUGAUAGCAGGUCCUAUGUAUAAUUGCGCUCCUGUGUGCCUUCGCUGUUACACGGUCUUGAAUGAAAGCAUUGCAGUAGCUUGUGAAAAAUGUGGUUGGCCUCUUUGUCAAGAUUGCAAAGACCAUGGAUUAGAGUGUAAUUUUUCUUCUACUCGCAGAGAUCAUAAGGUAUCUAUAACUGAAUUUGGCCACCCACAUCCAAGUUAUCAAUGUAUAACUGUCAUAAGAGCGUUAGCAUCGAAGGAUGUUAAUUUGGAAUCUUAUAAGAAGUUACUAUCGCUCGAAAGUCAUUACGAUCGAAUAAAUUCCCAUGAACUGUCAAACACUGUCCGCUUUAUUAAAAGAUUUUUCAAAACAGAUGAUAUAUUGGAGGAGGAAAUGACAAAAAUCGUCGGUAUCUUGCAGGUUAAUGGACAUGAAGUUCCGCUUACUGAUCCACCAUACGUAGCAGUUUACGAACUGACAUCAUUACUUGAGCAUAACUGUAAAGCAAAUUGCUCGAAAAGUUUCACUGAUACUGGAGGGCUGAUUAUUCAUGCUGCAGUACCUAUUGCAAAAGAAGACCACAUUUCUAUAUGUUAUACGGAUCCAUUGUGGGGUACUGCAAACAGAAGACACCAUCUUCUUAAAACAAAAUUUUUUGAAUGUACUUGUGAUCGAUGCAAGGAUCCCACAGAAUUUGGAACAAUGUUUAAUGCUUUAAAGUGCAAUCGAAUGAAUUGUCCAGGAUACAUGUUACCAAAAACUUUUUUUGAACAGGAACAGGAUUAUAUAUGCAAAAUUUGUGAAUCAAUUGUUCCUUAUGCGGAAAUUGAAAAAAUAUUAGAAAAUAUUGGUAUAUACCUUUCAACCAUGAAGAAAAAUGACAUUAUUGCAUGUAACGAAUUUAUAAGUCGUUACGAAAGUACUCUCCACCCAAAUCAUUUUUACAACAUUGAUGUAACGAUUGCUCUGGCUCAAUUGAUUGGACAACAAACUGGAGGAUUAGCAGCAGUAGAAAAAGAUCUUCUCAUCGAGAAAAUAGAAUUAUGCAAAAAACUGGAUAAAUUGCUCAAGACACUCGUUCCUGCUGAAAAUCGAAUUCGAGGCCUGAUUCUUUUCGAAUUACAUGCAGCCCACGCAGACCUUAGUAGGAGACAUACAGAAAUGGAGAUUUUAGUGCCAUUAUUGGUAAGAUGAAAUAUCAAAUUUGACACAUACUUAAAUAAUACUACAUAUUUAAAUAAUAAUAUAUAUGUCGAUGAUGAAAGGACACCGGAGCCUUCCCUUUAGAAUUUUGGGAAAGUCCCUUAACACUUUAAUCUAGAUUCUACCAUAGCCGUAAUUAAGCAAUUGUCGUCAUUCAAUCCGACUGUGUUUGUUC
Messenger RNA from Bombus terrestris (buff-tailed bumblebee), 2731 nucleotides. RefSeq lists its product as uncharacterized. Lineage: Eukaryota; Metazoa; Arthropoda; Insecta; Hymenoptera; Apidae. The transcript is spliced from 9 exons. Bases 1 to 2547 code for a protein of 848 amino acids. The record is from RefSeq and is a predicted model, not a curated record.